Messenger RNA from Syngnathus acus (greater pipefish), 1110 nucleotides. RefSeq lists its product as uncharacterized. Lineage: Eukaryota; Metazoa; Chordata; Actinopteri; Syngnathiformes; Syngnathidae. Gene Ontology annotation, molecular function: G-protein beta-subunit binding. The record is from RefSeq and is a predicted model, not a curated record. Bases 111 to 326 code for a protein of 71 amino acids. Gene Ontology annotation, biological process: G protein-coupled receptor signaling pathway. The transcript is spliced from 3 exons. Gene Ontology annotation, cellular component: heterotrimeric G-protein complex.
GGAUCCCAUUCGGCGAAAUGCUUACGAGUGUUUUGGACCAAUUUCCUCUCGCUGGUAGACGUGUACUACUCAUAAAGCGCUCCUGACUUUUCUUACCCUCAUCUCUCGUCAUGUCCAAUAACAACGCCAGCAACAACUUAAUUGUCGCUCAAAGGGCCGUGAAGCAGCUCCGAUUGGAGGCCAGCAUCCGGAGGAUCAAGGUGUCUCAGGCUGCUGCCGAGUUGAGGAACUUCUGUCUGCAAAAUGCCUCCAAAGACCCCCUCCUGGUCGGUGUGCCCUCCAGCGAUAAUCCCUUUCGACCACCAAAGUCCUGCUCCCUGUUCUGAGUUUGGCAAGAGCAAUGAAUAAUUUCUGAAUCUAUAUACCGAAGGCUGUCUUCAAUUUUACUUAAUGUUGCUGUAGUUCUGCCAGCAGCUCCCUCCUGGACCUCAGGAAGGAUGGAUGGAUUCGGGGGGGGGGUUUGUUUUGCCAAAACAAUCCAUGAAUCACUUUCAUGCUGCACCAAACUUGUGGAGUCUAAAAAUAGUCAUGAAAUCGCACCAAUAUAACUAAUACAUUUAAAGUAUUUCUUCAUUUUGCUAGAUAUUUGGUUUCCAAACAUAUUAUUUUAUAUUCAAUGCCGUAGAUAAAGCCAGGUAUUAAUUUAAAACCCAGUACUGUUAUACAGGAUACUCUUAUUCAAACACUACAGACAUAGAAUUGAACUUGUGGUUAAGUUGUGAUCCACUUUUCAGAUAUUUAUAGCUAUGCUUAUGUUCUCACUAUUGACACACUAUGACAUGGUGCAGAUCUAAAUGUUUUUUAAUAGCUUGUUGUUGUUGCUUUUAUUAGCUUGUACCCUGUUACAAACACAUGCCUUAUACCAUUUGAAUAAUAACUGACUGUACAUCACUUAAUAUAUGCAAAUAGCCAAACAGCAGCUAUUUUGAAAACAUCCAAAUGUUCCUGUUCAAUGAAUCUUGCUGAAGUUGACCUGUUGCAUGAGCUGUUUUCCACAAUGGAAUUUUAUGCCAAGCGACCAGGUCUUUUACUACUGUUACCCUAUAUAGUCCUUGUCUUUGCUACUGUGAGCAACAAUUUUAGAAAUUAAAUUUCUUUUUCACACAGUAA